Molecule: messenger RNA, 1245 nt
Organism: Myiozetetes cayanensis
Lineage: Eukaryota; Metazoa; Chordata; Aves; Passeriformes; Tyrannidae
Gene: RRH
Product: retinal pigment epithelium-derived rhodopsin homolog
Exons: 7
Coding region: 96-1100 (334 amino acids)
Biological process (GO): G protein-coupled receptor signaling pathway; visual perception
Cellular component (GO): photoreceptor outer segment; membrane
Molecular function (GO): G protein-coupled receptor activity
Source: RefSeq, a predicted model, not a curated record
CUGUUGAAUAAUGAAAGAAUUUGCCUGACAGGGUUGUAGUGUUCCCUCGUCUUGAUGAAUUAUUGCAGAGGAUAAGCGACAGACUUUUGUCGAAAAUGUAUUGGAAUGACUCAUCCAAUUCCUCAGAAAGUGACAAUGAAGCUCAUUCAGCCUUUACACAGACUGAGCACAACAUAGUUGCAGCUUACUUAAUAACAGCAGGAGUGAUAAGCAUUUUCAGUAACAUCGUGGUGUUAGGCAUCUUUGUUAAGUACAGAGAGCUUCGGACAGCAACCAAUGCAAUUAUUAUCAACUUGGCUUUUACUGACAUUGGUGUUAGUAGCAUUGGUUACCCCAUGUCUGCUGCCUCAGACCUGCACGGAAGCUGGAAAUUUGGAUAUACUGGAUGCCAGAUCUAUGCUGCCUUAAAUAUCUUUUUUGGGAUGGCGAGUAUUGGUUUGCUCACUGUUGUUGCAGUUGACCGUUACCUGACAAUCUGCAGGCCCGAUAUAGGAAGAAGAAUGACUACCCGUAGCUACACGGCUCUAAUCCUUGCUGCUUGGAUAAAUGCAGUCUUAUGGGCUUCCAUGCCCGUUCUAGGCUGGGCUAGCUACGCUCCGGAUCCAACUGGAGCAACGUGCACAGUAAAUUGGAGGAACAAUGAUGUGUCCUUUGUUUCCUACACAAUGAGUGUAAUUGCUGUUAAUUUUGUUGUGCCCUUAACAGUCAUGUUUUACUGUUAUUACAAUGUUUCCCGGACAAUGAAACAAUAUGCCAGCAGUAACUGCCUGGAGAGCAUUAACAUAGAUUGGUCUGACCAAGUAGAUGUGACAAAGAUGUCUGUUGUGAUGAUUCUAAUGUUCUUGAUGGCCUGGUCUCCAUAUGCUAUUGUGUGUUUAUGGUCUUCCUUUGGAGACCCAAAGAAAAUUUCUCCUGCAAUGGCCAUAAUAGCUCCUCUUUUUGCAAAAUCUUCCACAUUCUAUAAUCCCUGUAUUUAUGUCAUUGCAAACAAAAAGUUUCGGAGGGCGAUCCUGGCAAUGGUGCGAUGUCAGACAAGACAAGAGAUAACUAUAAACAAUGCUUUGCCCAUGAGUGUAUCGCAAAGUGCAUUGACAUCGUAGAGCUCCUGUCAUUUGCCUGCAUAAAUUACGUGGAAAGGAGUGAAAUCUGGGUUAAAGCUAAUUAAUCUUUUGGACAAUUAAUCUUUUGGAAUAAUAAUCUGCCCCAGCCAGCUGUUUUUUGUUAGUCACAGUAAUCUUUUUAGAU